AUGGGGAUCUAUACAGCUGCCUGCUUGACGCGAAGCUUUUUUCUGCUCAUAGACCGUCUGUCUAUAGAGAAAUUGCCUCCGGCUCUGCAGAAACAGCUGCAAGAGAUUCGAUCGAGUCCGGUUCCUCUCUACGACGGGCGAUUGCCGUGGUCUGAAGACCUACAGAAGGCAAUUAAGAGGACGCAUGUUCCCUGUCUCGCCUUCGCCACAGGACAUUCACAUCAUCUGCUGGAGGUAUUCACUAUGGAAGAAGUCCUCGCCCUUGAAAGACUAAUCCCCGAAAUACGCCGCGGCUUUGCAGAGCUUAAGAAGAGGCUACCAGAGGAGGAGGCGGCAUCCGCGCGGGCGCGGCACCGAGCUUUGGACCUGACAGAGUAG
This is a messenger RNA of Eimeria mitis, 378 nucleotides long. RefSeq lists its product as uncharacterized. NCBI's taxonomy places the organism in Eukaryota, Apicomplexa, Conoidasida, Eucoccidiorida, Eimeriidae. Bases 1 to 378 code for a protein of 125 amino acids. The record is from RefSeq and is a predicted model, not a curated record. The transcript has 6 exons.